Triticum aestivum (bread wheat) is the source of this 5081-nucleotide messenger RNA. RefSeq names its product hydrophobic protein LTI6A. The record is from RefSeq and is a predicted model, not a curated record. Gene Ontology annotation, biological process: response to cold; response to salt stress; response to abscisic acid. NCBI's taxonomy places the organism in Eukaryota, Viridiplantae, Streptophyta, Magnoliopsida, Poales, Poaceae. The coding region runs from base 669 to 881 and encodes 70 amino acids. Gene Ontology annotation, cellular component: membrane. The transcript is spliced from 3 exons. Gene Ontology annotation, molecular function: nucleic acid binding; zinc ion binding.
CUGCAGCGUUCGCAAGAACAUGGUCCCCGUCCUCGACUACCUCGGCAAGAUCGGCGUCCGCCGCGGCGAGCUCCCGCACCUGCUCCGCCGCUACCCGCAGGUGCUCCACGCCAGCAUCGUCGUCGACCUCGCGCCUGUCGUCGAGUGUCGUCGAGUACCUCCAGGGGAUGGACGUCAAGCCAGGCGACGUGCCGCGCGUGCUCGAGGGCACCAUGAGCACCUCCGUCGCCUACCUCGUCGGCAUCGGCGUCGCCAGGCGGCAGAUCGGCGGCGUCAUCUGGGUAGCGAUUUCUGGUCGUGAAGGGGGUCGGCGCCGGCCGUUGGAGCCGAACCAACAGCGAAGCGGGCGCACGACCGCACGAGGGCACCGCCGUAGCAUCCGAUUCUUCCCACAUGAUCCAACCCCGCCUGCCGGCUCGGCUCAUGGGAUGGGAGCAUCAUCCCGCGGCCGCCCGCCCGCACCGCCGCACGAGCCGGGCACGUAACGUAACCUCGCCAACGGUCGCCCUCUCCCCGUUGCCUCGCCGUCUUUAUAAUCCCGGGCUCGUCUGGGCAUCACACACCACCGCCACAUCACUCUACUCCACUUACAUGUCUCGCGCUCCUUGUUCACACCAUCUCCCUUGGCUUUCCCUUCGGCGCUUCGAGAGAGAGAAGGAAGAAGGAAGAUGGCGGACGAGGGGACGGCCAACUGCAUCGACAUCAUCCUCGCCGUCAUCCUGCCGCCGCUCGGCGUCUUCUUCAAGUUCGCCUGCGGGAUCGAGUUCUGGAUCUGCUUGCUGCUCACCUUCUUCGGCUACCUCCCCGACAUCGUCUACGCCGUCUGGGUCAUCAUCGGAGGGGCUCCUCACCUCUGCCUGCCUCUAGGUAUGCAUGCCUAACCUCGGGGGAACUUGUUAUGUUUCCCGGGUAUUUUCUGUUCUGUAGAGUCCUCUACAGAAUUUACAAAGACAAUUUUUUCUGUAUAAAAACCUAAACAGAUAUAGUCCGUCGUGUGAACCACACAACAAAUGAUGCAUCUUCCAAGCAAAAGAAUUUUGCAAAACCAAAAGAGAAGCGCCCUGGCAGCCUCUUGUUACUCCCAUCUCUGUUCCAAAAACAGAGGAACCAUCUUUUUUUGGUUCAGAAAACUGCGAGGAAAAUCCUGAACUGACCUCUGCUUGCUCUGCUUCUUCUUUGUGCCACGUGAACCAUGGCGAACUUGUUCUGUGUCUAGUACAAGCCGUUUGUCUGAGACGCGAGCCACGGUUCAUGGUGCUGCCUACGUGUGUUUUGAUGCUGUUGUACAUCUGUGUUGUUGUCCGUGCUUGAUGAUUAGCCUCCUCUCCUGUCACCUUCCCUUCUCCAGUGUAGUGUAUCCAUUCAGUUGUGUUGUUCCUCCGCGCAUUUUCGUCGUCCAUGUACUUUGAACUUUGAUUAAUUAGUUAAUGAAUCAAUUGAUUGGUGGAGAAGUUUUCAGUUGUUCUCGAGCGUUCCUUGCGCAAUUUUCCUUCCAUCCGAUUGGUUUUGUUGGUUGGCGAGUUCCACGUUGCCGCCCUGGCUUUUACUAUUUCCAAGUAAGCACGUCCAUCACAGGCAUAGCGCGGAACACCUUUAAAGAAUUCUCAAUGUCACCGCACUUGGCAUACAUGUCGACCAGAGCAGUACCGAGCUUCAUGUCUACCUCAACCCUGUGGCUCUCGACAAACUGGUGUACCUCUGCGCCAAUGGUCAGCGCCCCCAUGUCGCUGCACGUCGAGAGCACGCUGACCAUGGUGAUGCAGUCUGGAGCGACGCGCGCCGCUCGCAUCCUUGGACCGACGGCCCUUGGCAUACACGGAGAUCAUCGAGAUCCACGAGAAGGCGUUGUUGGUUUUGAUCUGACGGCUUAAACAGACCCGUUAGAUCUAUUAGUCUAACAGAAGAAGAAAAAAAAGGAUAAAGGGAUAACGAUAAGUGAAGGGGUCCACGUACCAACGUACGUGAGUCUCGAUCAGAACUAACGCGCCCUGAUCGGGGGCGCCCAAAAACCAACUCAGGUUUUGGGUCCCCUGUCGCCAGCGCCAUAUUAAAAGGGAUACGGGAGAGAGCUGGGCACCUGCGAGAUCACAAUUCACGUAAGGUUUACUCUCCUCCCGAUAUUCUCUCACCCCAUCCGAUCAGGGGGAGUGCUGCAGCGACGGGAAGACCUAAGCCAGCCGCCGCCGCUGUCCCUGGGCAGUGCCGGUGGCGUCCUGAAGGAAUCAGGACGUCGAGGAGAACAUCUACUUCGACUACAUCACCCCUGCAUCACGCCUGCAUCGAGCAGGCGAUCAUGUCCACUCCCGUGACAUGUAAAGAAACCCUAAACCCUUCUCUGUUCAUGUUGUGAGGUGAUCUAGAUGCAAUUAGAUUCUGCUAAUGGCAUUUCAUAGAUGCAUAAUUAUUCCAACAAUGGUAUCAGUCGCCAAUCUUGAUUGCAAUAGAUCCAUUUAUUGUUGAUCAGUAGAUCACUAUCAUGUUUAGAUCAAUGUCAGGUCUAGGGUUCAUGAUCUAGAUUGAAAGUUUUAGCCCUUGGUUAGCCCAAAUAUGCAUGCUACUGCCUUGUUGCCCUCUGUAGAUCAUCAUGUUUUAAACUAAUUUGCUACGGAUCAGUACUGCCACCUAUGUUCAUCAAUUUUAAUUAAUCUAAGUUAAGAUCUUAUGCUCACCUUCAUGUUAAGUUGAUUAAAAUUGAUCAUGCUUAAGUACUGUUUCCAUAUGCAUUAGCAAAAUAUUGGGCAGAGGGAUACACCCAAGUCAACAGUAGCAACCCCUCAUGUUUAAGAACCCUAGAAUUUAUCCCCAAUUCGCAAGAACCCUAAUUCUGCAAUUAGGACUACUUUCCCCCCAAAUCAAGUACUAAUGCACAUGAAUUGGAGGAGAAUGAGGAGAAUCCUCACCUAAUGUGCCGCGUACUCGCCUGUUCCCUUCAGGGCCCGCGCAGCGCCCACCGUUGCGCGAGGGCGAAGACGCCGCGACGCCGCCGUCCUCGGGACAACGCGCGGAACGCAGUUGAGCCGCCGCCGCCUCCGCCCGAAUGGACGCGCCCUUGUCUUGGCCGACGCUGAGCAAGUCGCCGUUGCUCCUCAUGCCGCGGUGGCCGGCGUCCCUCCUCCCUCCUUGAUGUGUCAUCUGCACGGACGCCGGGGCAACGUUCGACGGGGGAGCGCGCGGGAUUCAUCCUGCUGCACGCUCCUCCGGCGAGCGCAGCCGCCGCGCCGCCAUGGCCGGCGCGCCUCGAGCCGCCGUAGUGCCGCCGCUCUCUUCGCGAGCUUGAGAUGCGGGGGGGUCGGGGGAACUGAGCUAGGGUUCUGGAUCGGGCGGCUGUUUUGUUCCGAUCGGGAGCGAUACGAACCGUCCGAUUCAAUCGAAUGGCUGUAAGCGACGCGCGGCUCCCAGCCGGGCCGUCGGGGGUUUUAACGGGCCAUAUCCGGCCACGGGCUUCAGCCCAGGUUGUUUCAGUCCAGCAAAAAAAAAAGCUACUGGACUGAGCUGCAUUUCGGACAGCCGUGGGGUUCUUGGGCCAAAAUCAGUGUCGCCAUUUUCUGUUUUUCCGGUGCGUUGAAGUCAAUAGUUAUUAUGUUUUUUCACCGUUUAAAACAGAAAAUGCAUAAAAAUAUAAUGAACACAUUAUUAUUCUGGGUAAAAUUGAACCAACGAGAUAUUUUAUUCAGGAUUUAUUAUGUGUUUUUGGAUGAUGAACUUUUUUUUUAGACAUCAAAUAAUGAUAAUAUUUUUUUUAUGUUGAUGUUUAAAUUGAGAAUGAAAUGACUCUAAUUUUAAUUCGGACCAACGUUGUUUUAUUAUUAUGAGUCAUCCCCUAUGAUAUUUUAAUUCCAUGUUUUUUUCUGCCCAACGGUGUUUUGACAUGGAGUUGAAAUUAAAUACUUGGCAUGUUUGUUUAUUUACCAACGUAAAUUUAUAAUCAUGCAAGUUUAUUUAUGAACUUUUAUGAUGAUUUUAGCUUCCACUCCAUUCCGGUCCGACACGAUCGAACCACUUACGGGGAGUAACUUCCCUCGUUGGAAGUCCCAAGUCGAAUUAUGUUUGGGUUGUAAUGAAUUUGACUAUGCCUUGAGGGAAGAAAAACCUGUGGCACCUAUGGCAGGUGUCACAGGGUAUGCAGAACUCAAGAAGGAGUAUGAUGUUAAGAUGGAAAAGUGGAAUAAGUCCAACCAUAUUGCGCUUCUCAUCAUGAAAGCGACAAUAUCGCCGGACAUUUCUGAAGCACUCCCUAAGAAAGAUACUGCUAAAGAUUUCCUCACUGAAAUGGAGGAGCAAUUUAAAGGCUCCGACAAAGUGUAUGCUCAUGAGCUUUUUGCUAAACUUCUUCAGAAAUACACUAUUGACGGAAAUGUUAGGCAGCACAUAUUGAGGGUGGUAAAUGCUUUCACCAAGCUUAAGGCUUUGGAGUGUUCUUUAAGUGAAGCCCUUCUUGUCAUAAUUAUUCUUGAGUCUCUUCCUGAAGAGUUUGAACAAUUUAAGGUCAACUAUAACUCUCUAAAGGAAAAAUGGCCACUCUCUGAGAUGACCGCAAGGAUCGUCCAGGAGGAAGAAAGGAUCAUGAGGCAGAAGAAAGACCAUGUCUUUCAUGUUGGCUCUAACAAGAGAAAGCAUGACGGACAAGGUUUCCCUAAGCCUCAGAAAAGGCAAGUCAAGAAAGAAGGCACUAAGCCAUUCAACCCUAAGGCAUUCAAGGGUAAAGAAGCCGGUGGUUCUUCUUCUGCUCCUAGCAGCUCCACUGCUGGAGAAAAUGCUUGUAACUUCUGCAAAGAAGAGGGACACUAUCAAAGGGACUGCCCAGGCUUUUUAAAAUGGAUGAACAAAAGAGGGAUUCGAUACGAUCCAAACCAUAAGAGGAGGAACAAGAAAGCUUAAGGUUGCGAACGGAGUUGAGGCCGAUGUUGAAGCUGUGGGAUCUCUCACGUUGGAGCUACACACUGGCCACACUCUUAGAUUGAAUAAUGUUAUUUAUGUGCCUACCUUAAGUAGGAAUUUGAUUUCAGUUUCUCGUUUAGAUGAUGAUAUGUAUGAGUGCCAUUUUGGCAAGAAACAAUUUGCUUUGAUCAAAUGUAAUAAGA